AGUUGCACCCGGUGAGCCUGAGAGAGCCGUGGGCGCUGAGGCGCUGUAGGUGGCUCCCCCGACCUCUAAAGAGAGAAAGAAAUUGGAAUCUGAGACUUGAGGCCCCAGAGAAACUGUAGACUGCCAGAAGGGGGCGAUGGCUGUGGCCCUGGGUUGUGCGAUCCAGGCCUCCUUGAAUCAGGGCUCGGUGUUUCAGGAAUAUGAUACUGACUGUGAAGUCUUCCGUCAGCGCUUCAGGCAGUUCCAGUACAAAGAAGCAGCGGGGCCUCAUGAAGCUUUCAACAAACUCUGGGAGCUGUGCUGUCAAUGGCUGAAGCCUAAGAUGCGUUCCAAGGAACAAAUCCUGGAGCUGCUAGUGCUGGAGCAAUUUCUAACCAUUCUGCCCAUGGAAAUAGAGACCUGGGUGAGGGAACAUUGCCCAGAGAAUAGAGAAAGAGUUGUGUCACUGAUAGAGGACUUACAGAGGGAACUUGAGAUACCAGAGCAGCAGAUCGAUAGCCAGGAAAUGUUCUUGGAAGAACUGGCACCAGUGGGAAUGGAGCACAUACCACCAACCAUGCACCUGGACUCAGCCCCGCUCCAGGUGAUGGCCGCUGCCCCGGAGGUUGCAAUGGCAGAGGCAUGGAUGCCACAGGCAGGGCCUCAGGAGCUGACCUACACAGCUGCUGGGGAAUGCCAGCCCUUUCCAGACCCGGGAUAUCUAAUACCAAAGCUUGAUAUGAGCUUCCCAUUGGAGAAUAGAGAAGAAGAAUGGGUGAAGGAACUACAGGAAUCCAAAGAGAUUAAACAAUUACUUGAUUCCAAAAUAGGUUUUGAGAUUGGAAUAGAAAAUGAAGAAGAUUCUUCAAAACAGAAAAAACUGGAGAAUUUGUAUCCAUUUAUUGUUACUUUAGAGGGGAAUGCUCUCCAUGGUCCUAUUUUGCAAAAAGACUAUGGACAGUUAGAAAAUCAAUGGGAACCCCCCCCAGAGGAUUUACCCACAGAUAUAACAAAACUUGUAGAUUAUCAGAGCCCCUCUGUAGGAGAGAAACCCGAGAGCUCCAACUUAGAAGAACCUCUCCAGCCUAGACCUCAUAAGAAAAAAGUUCCAGGAGAUAAACCUCACCGGUGUUCUCAAUGUGGAAAAUGCUUUGCUCGGAAGUCACAACUUACUGGACACCAGAGAAUCCAUUCAGGAGAAGAACCUCACAAAUGCCCUGAAUGCGGGAAAAGAUUCCUUCGUAGUUCAGACCUGUAUAGACACCAGCGACUUCACACGGGGGAAAGGCCCUAUGAAUGCACUGUGUGUAAAAAGCGAUUUACUCGGAGGUCACACCUUAUGGGGCACCAGAGAACCCAUUCUGAAGAAGAGACAUAUAAAUGUCUUGAGUGUGGGAAAAGCUUUUGUCAUGGAUCAAGUCUUAAAAGACAUCUAAAAACUCAUUCAGGUGAAAAACCUCACCGAUGUCAUAACUGUGGGAAAAGUUUUAGUAGACUAACAGCUCUUACUUUGCACCAGAGAACCCACACUGAAGAGAGACCUUUUAAAUGUAAUUACUGUGGGAAAAGCUUUAGACAGAGACCAAGUCUUGUUAUUCACUUAAGAAUUCAUACCGGGGAAAAGCCAUACAAGUGUAGUCAUUGUUCUAAGAGCUUCAGACAGCGAGCUGGCCUUAUCAUGCACCAAGUCACUCACUUUAGAGGACUUCUUUAAGAAUUGUUAAGAUAAAUAAGUCCUACAGAAAUUGACACUAACUCAAAAACAUCUUUAUUACAAUAGCCUCUUUGUCUUGGAAGAACCUUUUUGUUUUGGCUUGUAAGAACAGCUUUCCCCCUAUUUUUAAAAUCUAACUUCCAAGACAUAUGAAUUCAAGAAUAUUUACCACCUACUCUUAUAACUUUCCUAGCUAGAUUUGACUUAUUCUGACUCUACAACUCUUAUUUUUUUAUUACAAUGAAUUUUUUGUGUUCUAAGCCAACUGUAUCAUAAAUGUAAGUAUAAAUCAUAUAAAUGAUGACAGCCCUUUCCAGAGUAGGGUCAAUAUACUAGGUGAUCAUGUAUAUCUGACAUGUCUGUUAUAGCAGCACCAUAAUUAUUCUGCUGUCAUUAUGCAAGGUAAAUUAUAUUACUUCAAAAAUUUAUCAUGUCCCAAGUAGAAAGAAAGGAGACAAACAAAAAAUAAAAAAGUGUAAGGGACACAAGGAUGAAAGUGAUGUUAUUUUCCAGGUAAGAACUGGGUUAUUUCCACGGACCUUUUUUUUUUUUUUUUUUUUUGUGGUUUAAGGAAGUUGGGAUUUUAGCCUUUACUUUUGAAUUAUGCAAAGUUCUAUAGUCUCUUAGUUGGCAGUCUGUGAUGAUGCUACUUAGAGCUGAACCUUAAUUUGAUGAUUUAUUUAGUCCACAAUAAGGAAGACUCAUGAGGUAGAACCCACUUGACAGUUGAAAUCCUACAAGUAGAAUUUCAGUUAAUUUAAGCUGGCUAAGGAACUGGUGUCCACUGAUUUUUUACUCUCCUUUGGUAUUUAACUACUUAUUUCUCAGUGCUUUAUAAAUUUUAUCCAUUCUUUAAUUCAGUGUCUCUGUCAGUGUACACCACAGAACAAUUUGUUCCAUGAGGUUUUCUACACAUAACUUUGGGGAUCUCUUCCUUCUGUUUCCCCUCUGUACAUUCACAAUGUAGACCAGCCAUUGAGACUCUGGAAGGUCUCCAGUAAAGGGGAGAAAGCACCUUUUUGGCUCAUUGUUUUACAAACCUAUUUGACCCCAGAACCCUUUUUCAUUCACACCCAAUAAUAACUCACAAAACUAAUGUUUUGCAAAUAUUCCUUGAAAAACACUGCCUUAAACAAAUAUUUCUAUAGCUAUCAAUAUAGUCUUGAUGUUACUCUAGUUGUUUCAAGGGUGUUAUGAAAAGUUCUUUAAACAUAUAUACUUUUAUGUAAUACACACAUCAUUUUAAGAGGUAAGGGUCACGAAUUCAGGUAAUUUACAAGUUGCCCAGUGAUUCUCAACCUCUUUGAAUUUUACUAAUAAUUUCUCUCUCCUUUUCUCCCCCCCAUCUCUUUCAUUCAUAUACAUAUUGCUAUUUGUAUAAAUAUUCUCAUAUAACCAUGAUAGUGACUCAGAUUUCUGUAGCAAAGGAAGAAUUCUCUGUCAGUUAAAGCUGUUAAUACAUGAAAAUAUUCAUUCAGCCUAGUUCCUUGUUAUGAAAUGCAAGCUAUAGGACAUUCAAUUAUUUUCUUUUAUGAAGAUACCAGUCAUCCUUUCCUUAAAUCAGAAGUAGGGGAAGUAUAUAUUUUUUCUAUUCCACUGAAGUUCUUGGAAGAUAUUUAAUAUAAGUAUUUUUGAGGUAUCUACUAUGUGCCUAACAAGUCCUGUUCUAGGCUUAAUGGAAGUUAGUGAAGAAGAAGUUAAUUCAUUGGUCAGGUUCAUAAAGAGUUUAUAAUAUCUUUAGUUAAACAAGAGUUGGGAAACAAAUGGAGAACAAUGCAAGAGAGUUUGUAAUUAAAUGCCAAAUUGUGUCACAUGCUAAAGCCAGGAUGUGUCUUUAAUUCUUGUCAUCCAGGUCCCUGUAUGAUGCUGCUAUAAGUGUAGGGUUAAAAUUGAGAUCCCAGUAGCAAUAAACAUGUAACAUGGGAGGAGUCUGAAUGUAGAGAUGAAAAAUACCGAAUGUAAUGGCUUCUCUUUUCUCUCUUGUGGAAUUGCAUUCAAACCAGAACAGUGCCUUAAAAUGGAUGUGCCCAACUGUCUGUAUCUAUGCAAUAUUUUAAUAAAAUGUAAAUGUGUAUGUU
Messenger RNA from Condylura cristata (star-nosed mole), 3771 nucleotides. It is a transcript of the gene ZNF449, whose product is annotated as zinc finger protein 449. The coding region runs from base 137 to 1693 and encodes 518 amino acids. The record is from RefSeq and is a predicted model, not a curated record. Gene Ontology annotation, molecular function: RNA polymerase II cis-regulatory region sequence-specific DNA binding; DNA-binding transcription factor activity, RNA polymerase II-specific. Gene Ontology annotation, biological process: regulation of transcription by RNA polymerase II. The transcript has 5 exons. NCBI's taxonomy places the organism in Eukaryota, Metazoa, Chordata, Mammalia, Eulipotyphla, Talpidae.